AUGGCGCACAACGCCCACGAGUCCCAUCAGCCACAGCAGCCACAUACCAAGUCUGCCGUCGUAGUCGCAGAGGACAAGGCGGAGCGCAAGAAAGAUCACCUUCGAGUACUGGUUACCAACGCCACCAGGCCGAUGGCGCACACCAUCGCGACAGCCGUGGCCCAGGGCUACGUGUUUGGCUAUGACCAGCCCAUUAUUCUGCACCUCCUCGACGGCCAGGGCACCAUGGGCAUGCUCGAGGGACUCGUUCUCGAGCUGCUCGACUGCACAUACCCGCUUUUGAGGCAGGUUCUGAUGACGACUGUAGAUGACUCGGCCUUCACUGGCAUCGAUGCCGCCUUCUUGCUGUACGAGGCCCAAGAUGCUCCCGUCGAUCACGGAGUCCAGCUUUUUCGUCGCUAUGGUGCCGCCCUCGAGCAGUAUUCAAAGAAGGCCGUCAAGGUAGUUGUUUGUGGCUGCCAAGCCGCCAUCAACGCGUAUGCAUGCAUCCAGGCUGCGCCUUCAAUAGACCACCGCAACAUCACUGCUCUCACAAGGCUCGAACACAACCAGGCACUCGCCCAGAUCGCUUCGAAGCUGGCAGUGGCGCCGAACAAGGUGCGCAACGUCGUCGUCUGGGGAGGUAAAGGCCGAGUGCCGGAUGCCUACAACGCAGUUUUCCUCCACCGAGACAACCUGCUUCCGGUCACUGAGACCCUCAAGGACGACAACUACUUGAGCGGCGAGUUCAUCGAGGUCGUCAACAAGCGCGCCCGCGAUAUGCUCAAUGCACGCUCCAAGUACCCGUCCCUCUCCAAGGGAAAAGCAGCCUGCGAUCACAUGCGCGACUGGUGGCAGGGAACCGCUGAGGGCACGUGGGUCUCCAUGGGCGUCGUCAGUGAUGGUGCGUACGGCGUGCCCAAAGGCAUCGUCUACAGCUUUCCGGUGCGCAUCGACAACAAGGAGUGGCAGAUCGUCGAGGGCAUCGACGUGAACCCGCACAUCAAGAAGCGCAUCGACGAGUCCGCCCAGCGCACAAUGAACGAGACGCACGAAGCGGUUCGAUAG
This is a messenger RNA of Rhipicephalus microplus (southern cattle tick), 1047 nucleotides long. Its product is annotated as malate dehydrogenase, cytoplasmic. Gene Ontology annotation, biological process: malate metabolic process. Lineage: Eukaryota; Metazoa; Arthropoda; Arachnida; Ixodida; Ixodidae. Gene Ontology annotation, molecular function: malate dehydrogenase activity; oxidoreductase activity, acting on the CH-OH group of donors, NAD or NADP as acceptor. The record is from RefSeq and is a predicted model, not a curated record.